Molecule: messenger RNA, 1191 nt
Organism: Trichomycterus rosablanca
Lineage: Eukaryota; Metazoa; Chordata; Actinopteri; Siluriformes; Trichomycteridae
Exons: 2
Coding region: 1-1164 (387 amino acids)
Source: RefSeq, a predicted model, not a curated record
AUGGCGACAAUUAAUUUAAAAGAACAUUUAGACUUCCUGAAUAAAGACCAGUUAUCAGAUCGAGAACCGUCUGACCCGGACAUCCUACAGACCCAGGAGGACGUAUUCAGUCUUAACUCAUCCAGCCUGUGUUUGAUUGAGGCGGCUCAGGCUAAUUCUAAAACCAAAUCAACCGAAGUGGACAAGUCAGGAAUCCUGGCCCAUCUACACCAUGGGUCACCUCUAGAGUCCAUAACCGAACUGGCAGAGGUGGAGGAUACCAGUGAACAUCGCAGCCCAGGCGACGGAGAGAUUAGAAUGAAGGAAACCACCGAAGAAACAUUCUCGACACCAACUGCAAGACGUGCAUCAUUAAGCACAGAUGGACGUUGCGAUAGCCUGAACCUCACCGAUUUUGAACAGGUCCACCACAUGGAUUGUACUGCACGUUUAGAAAGCCUGAUGACGGAUACCUGCGACCACAUGCCUGAGAUUCCAGUUGGAUCACGUCCCCAGGAUGAUACCGCAAGUCUGCAAGUAAAGUCAUACACACCCGAUUGGACAGAAGCACCCCAACACCAUCUGACCAGCUCUAACUCCUGCUCUGGAGUUCUAGAGGUCCGGUUGGAUAGCCAGACCUCCAUCACACCUCAGCAAGACCUUCAAGAGCCCACAGAGGAGCCCUUGUAUCCCAAAAUUAGUGCGAACCGCAUAGCAACACUCAACGAUGGGUUAUCGGACUCAGACGACAAACCGAAGUCUGAGAUGUCUGACGAUCGGAAGUGUGAAAACAAAGAGGCAAACCAGAACCUGAUCGAGAUCCUCUCGACAUGUGAGGCUAAAGUGGAUCAGCUCGAGCAGCUCAAAUCUUCUUCAUUUGAACUGUCUGCUCAGCUGCAUUCAUCUCGGGCUCUGGCAUCCAGGCUGCAUCACAGAGUUCUUUACCUCGAACACCAAAGUCAUCUUAAAGAUAAAGAACUCCAUGAGCUGACGAUGAAGCUGGAGAAGACAAGUGAAGCUCUGCGAGCAAGGAACUCAGAAAUGUCAUCCAUCACUGACGAGCUGCACCGACUGGAAGUGAAGAACAUGCCAACUUCUGCCAGGACCAUUAGUGUGAACGGACAGGUUGCUACUAACUCGCACCACCUUGACCACAGCAGCUCCAGGGUGUGCACACUGUUAUGAAUACAGAAUGCGUCCCAUUGGGACGAG